GGAGGCGGCAGGGAUGCGAUGGCGAAGUCGCUGCCCCUGGAGAUGCUCACAUAUAUUCUGAGCUUCCUGCCUCUGUCAGAUCAGAAAGAGGCCUCCCUCGUGAGUUGGGCUUGGUACCGUGCUGCCCAGAAUGCCCUUCGGGAGAUGGAGUCUCGUGCUGUUGCCCAGGCUGGAGUGCAGUGGCAGGAUCUCGGCUCACUGCAACCUCCACCUCUGAGGUUCAAGAGAUUCUCCUGCCUCAGCCCCCAGAGUAGCUGGGAUUACAGGUGUCUGCCACCAUGCCUGGCUUUUUUGUAUUUUUAGUAGAGAUGGGGUUUCACCACGUUGGCCAGGCUGGUCUUGAACUCCUGAACUUAAGUGACCUGCCCGCCAUGGGGCAAAGUCCAGGGAUUACAGGCAUGAACCACCACGCCCGGCCAGCAAUUACUCUUAAGAUGCCAGCAUCGGGAAGGGAGGAGACCAGGGGGCAAGGUGUUCCUUCUGUAGAUGGGGCAGCUAGAGCUAGAGCAUGUGGCCUUGCAGUUCUCUUUGGGUGGGUCUAGAAGCAUCUUCCCAGGGCCCAGGAAGGGGGUGUCCUAUACCAGGGCCAAAGUCCAGAACCCAGAAGGCCUGCUUCAGCCUGCUGCUGUUCUCUCACACAGAGAAAUAUCCCUGAAAGGCUGUUCCUGGGCUCCUGCAGGUUAUUUAUUUAUUUAUUUAUUUAUUUAAGCUGGAGUCUCGCUCUGUUGCUCAGGCUGGAGUGCAGUGGCGCGAUCUCAGCCCACUGCAACCUCCGCCUCCCAGGUUCAAGCAGUUUUCCUGCCUCAGCCUCCCGAGUAGCUGGGAUUACAAACUCCUGCCACCACGCCCAGCUAAUUUUUGUAUUUUUAGUAGAGAUAGGGUUUCACCAUGUUGGCCAGGCUGGUCUCCAACUCCUGACCUCGUGAUCCGCCUGCCUUGGCCUCCCAAAGUGCUGGGAUUAUAGGCAUGAGCCACCACACCUGGCCAACUCCUGCAGUUUUAAGUCCAUAUGACCUCAGGAGCAGGUGACCUCAGGAGCAGACCUCAGGAGCCACCUGGGAGGUGGCUUAGAGGCUGCUGCAUCCCACCAGCAAAAAUGGUGGGGCCUGGACAUGGUCUCAAGCCUCUUCCGUACCCCCCAGAGCUAGAAGUCCUUUAAGCCAGGCCCUGGUUCUCUAUCGAGUGGCCUUGCUGCCAGGAGCCAGCCCUGGACUUGGGCCCUGGGGCAUUGCCAGAGCCUUCCAAGGUCUUUUGUCCACCUGGUUCAUAGGGAGGCAGUGGGAGAGAAGAGACCCUUCCUGGCCAGCCAGGCUCCAGAAUGAAGGGAAGGAAAGAAGUCAGGCUGAGCCCCUGAAGGUGCUGUGCCACCGGAGCUGGGGCCUGCAGGACUUUCAGGGAUUCCUCAGUGAUGUGUGAGUUCGGGGAGGAGGUGCUGCCUCACAGCCAGCUCUGCUCCACCUGCCCCAGCCAGUUUCCUCUGAUCUGCAUGGGAUGGAGUCAUCCAGCUUGCAGGGCUUGGGAAUGGCUGGAGGUAUGCCCUCCAUUCCUCUCUGAUGUUUUAUUGCCCUCUCCACCCUCACACACUGGGAUCUUCCCAGCCUCCCUUUCACCUGAGAUCCCCGAUCCACUGCCCACGAGGAGACCUGUGGUGAGUGCCCCUCUCAUCUGGAAUGACCAUGUUCCAGAAGUAGGGGCUGGAAGGGGAACCUGGCUGACCUCUGGUUCCUGUGAAAGAGGCCAGGAGCUGGUUCCUGUCUCUUACACCACUCCUUCCCGUCAUUAUAGCCAUGGGUGCCACUUCUCUGUGGCAGAAGCCAGGCUGGCCUCUCCACACCCGGGAAUGAGUCCUGUGUUUCUUAGGAGAAUCCUGUUGAUAAGUAUCUUGCAGGAGCACAUCCUGUGAGUCACUUCUACCUUCUGCAUUCCUUUUUUUUUUUUUUUGAGAUGGAGUUUUGCUGUGUUGCCCAGACUGGAGUGCAGUGGUGCAAUCUUGGAUCACUGCAACCUGCACCUCUCAGGUUCAAGUGAUCCUCCUGCCUCAGCCUCCCAAGUAGCUGGGAUUAUAAGCAUGCACCACCACACCCAGCUAAUUUCUUUUUUUUGAGACAGAGUCUUGCUCUGUCACCGAGGCUGGAGUGCAGUGAUGCAGUCUCGGCUCACUGCAAGCUCCACCUCCCGGGUUCACGCCAUUCUCGUGCCUCAGCCUCCCAAGUAGCUGGGACUACAGGUGCUCACCACCAUGCCCGGCUAAUUUUUUUGUAUUUUUAGUAGAGGUGGGGUUUCACCAUGUUAGCCAGGAUGGUCUCAAUCUCCUGACCUCAUGAUCAGCCCACUUUGGCCUCCCAGAGUGCUGGGAUUACAGGUGUGAGCCACCGCGCCCAGCCUAAUUUCUGUAAUUUUAGUAGAGAUGGGGUUUCACCAUGUUGGCCAGGCUGGUCUCAAACUCUUGACCUCAAGUGAUCCACCCGCCUCAGCCUCCGAAAGUGCUGGGAUUACAGGCAGGAGCCACCGUGCCUGGCUUGGAUUCCCUUUUGAUGAUGGUCUGUGGGGUACCAGCAGGGAACAGCAGCUUGUUUUUGCAGUUACUGACAAGACAGGUUUAGGGGAGGAUUCUUUCCUGCAUCAGGAACAUGUUGAUUCAAACAAGAGCCCUCUUUGAGUACCACGUGCCUGCAACAUGGGCAAGAGGUAGGGAGACGGGGCAAGGAUUUUAGAAUCCAAGCCCUCUUCUCCCUCUCCCUAGAGAUCUGUUCCACACAAAUUAUACCGAUUUCCCUUUGGCUCACUCCAGUGCAAUAUCAGGAAAAGUUCUUUGAAGAUAUCUCCUUAGCUGGGAGCUCCUAAAUGCCUGCACAAGCCCACUUAUUCCCACUAUGUAGCCCUGAGCUUGUCUCUUGGGUCCCACCUGACUCCAGCUGUGCACUCCCCAUUAUCACUCCCCUGUUCCUCUACGCAGAGCCAGCUCAACUUCCUUGGCAUGGGUGAGGUGUGUUCUGUUAGCUCCCACCCACGGAAAUGGGAGGAUUCAGCGUCCUUACCGUGACAGAUAGAUGCCCCCUCCAGAGAUAUGCCACAGGGAUCACAAGCACAUCUUGAACUCUGGAGCAUUCAGGGCCCAAUACCAGGCAGCUCCACGUGUUCAUGCACAUACACACGCACAUGUACAUACAUGCACACACACAUAUAUGCACAUGCACACAUUUUUGCUUACACACAGAACACAUUUUUGCAAACAUUCAUGUGACAGGCUCUCUCAGGCCACCAGGGGACUUAGGCCUAACUGCCUGCCCCAGACCUCUGGCACCUGGGCCAUAGAGGGUUGUGGUGAGUGAUACCUACCUCACUUCUAUCGCCUUCCACUCUUCAGAGGGCUACGCUCUCUAGAAAGUGGGGGAGGCUGGCUGCUUAGCUCAUGCCAAGUUCCUGGAGUAGGAGGCUGAGUCCAUGGAUCUCAGGGCCUCCUUCUGAAAGUCCCAAAGGUUGGGGUCUGGCAUAAUUUGCCCUCCCACACCCUGGGGACUUCACUGGGUUUCCUCUAGGUCGCAUCUCAGCCCUCCUCUGCUCAGCAUGCCAACUCCCCACUCUGUCCCCACCCCUCCCUCAGUAUCCCAUCCUGUCCAUCACUAACCUUCCCGCCUUCCUCUGAUGGUCAUCUCCUUUGAACCCCAGCUCCCACUUCCUACCCAUACCCAACUUGACCACACAUGACACCACACACCAUGGUGGGUCUCCAUUGUGGAAGGGCCCUUCCUUGACCUGCCCUCAACCUCUGGCCAGUGACUUGUCACCAAACCCAAUGCCCAGCACCCUCUGAAGCCAGAGGGCUACCCCCAGGCCUGCUGCUGCUCCGUAGACAGAUGUGCGAUACAACAUCCCUGUGUCCUCUGCCUCCCUCUCGGCCAUCAAGAGCCUGGGCCUCAGGGGCAUCUGCUGCAUCAGCCUGACCAACCUGGAUGGCUCUCCGGCUUCACACCAGCUGUGCCCCCAGCCUGGAGCGCCUCUCCUUGGCAUACUGCCACCUCACCUUCGAGCUGGGCCCAGCCUGAGGCUCCAUCGGCCCCCAAGACUCCUCUCCCUCCCAGUUCUCCUUCUGCAACCUGCUGCGAUUAGUGCAAGAGCGGGCUGGCAGGCUGCGUGCGCUGGACCUGAGUGGCACUGGCUUGCCACCCGAGGCCCUACAGGCUCUGGGCCAGGUAGCUGGGCUGCAGCCUCAGGAGCUGAGCCUGCACAGCUGCCGGGACCUCUCCACAGAGGCCGUGGCUACCCUGUGCUUCCAGCAACCAGGCCUUACCUCCCUGGACCUCAGUGGCUGCUCAGAACUGACUGAUGGGGCGCUCUUGGCCGUGAGCCGGGGCCUGCGGCACCUGCGGCACCUGAGCCUGGGGAAGCUGCAGCGGCUGACAGAUGCAGGAUGUACAGCUCUGGGUGGCCUGCAGGAGCUGCAGAGCCUCGACAUGGCCAAGUGCUGCCUGGUGAGAGGGCGGGAACUGGCCCAGGCCCUGGGCUCUAUGCACGGGGCUCCAUCCCAGCUGGCCUCCCUCAGCCUGGCCCACUGCUCUUCAUUGAAGGAUGCCUCAGGCUCUCCAUGAUCCCAGCGCUGGGCCUGAGCCUCAGGGUGCUAGACCUGUCCUCCUGUGUGGCCCUCACCAACAGGACCCUGCAGGCCAUCUGCACCUACCUCACCCACCUCUCAGUCCUGCGCCUGGCGUGGUGCAGGGAGCUCUGUGACUGGGGGCUUCUGGGGCUGGGGGAGCCUGUGCAGGGGACCCAGGUGUGGGACCCUCGAGGUCUUGGAGGACGGCGUGGCCCCUGGGAUCAGCUGCCCUCCUGCCCCUCCCAAGUCUCUGUAGGAGUAUUUAAGGGCAAACUCAGGAGGAACCUGAGAAGCAAAGGCUUCUUCCCACAGUCAUGCCCAGAGCUGGAGCAUCAGGCCUCAGGUACCAAGGACGCCUGUCCAGAGCCACAGGGCCCCUCCCUGCUCAUGCUGCGGGCCCUGCAGGAGUUGGACCUCACAGCCUGCAGCAAGCUGACUGAUGCCAGUUUAGCCAAGGUGCUCCAGUUUCCCCAGCUGAGGCAGCUGUCCCUUAGCCUGUUGCCAGAACUCACAGACAACGGCUUGGUCGCUGUGGCCAGGGGCUGUCCUAGCCUGGAGCACUUGGCGCUGAGUCACUGCAGCCGACUCAGUGACAAGGGCUGGGCCCAGGCAGCCAGCUUCUGGCCAAGGCUGCAGCAUCUCAACCUGUCCAGCUGCAGUCAGCUCAUAGAGCAGACACUGGAUGCUAUUGGGCAGGCAUGCAGGCAGCUCCGGGUGUUGGAUGUGGCCACGUGCCCUGGCAUCAACAUGGCCACCGUCAGACGCUUCCAAGCCCAGCUGCCCCAGGUGUCCUGUGUCCAGUCCCGCUUCGUGGGAGGGGCUGACCUGACCCUAACACUCUGAGGCCGGGUCAGUAACCAGCCCUGCAGCACAGCCUCCUUGACUCCCCCAGUCUCCAACCCUGGCCUUGACCUGGGUUGCUUCUUGCCUCCCUCUACUGCAGACCCUCUAGGACUGGGGGUGGGGCCAAUCCAGGGCAGCCCAGAGGGAACAUCCUGCCACACCACCUGGCAGUAGCCUCUUUCCAGCUACACGUCGCUGCCACAGGCCCCUGGAAAUGCUACCUACAUGUUGCCACCACAGGCUCCUGCUCUCUGGCCAAGCCCUGGGUGGGAGGCCAGGCCCCCAGCGGGCAGGGUCUGGUGCUGGGAGGAGCUGAGCCUCUGCCUCUUGCCUGCCCUCCUCUCAGACCUAAGGCCGGGCUCCACCUACUCCUGUGGGACUCUCCCAGCACCCUGUGUGCACUGAGCUUCAGCAGCUGAGCCCAGGUCUGUGCUGUAAAUCCUAAGAUUAAACAUUCCAGAUAGUA
This is a messenger RNA of Gorilla gorilla gorilla (western lowland gorilla), 5903 nucleotides long. Its product is annotated as Leucine-rich repeat-containing protein 29. The transcript is spliced from 7 exons. Gene Ontology annotation, molecular function: protein binding. The coding region runs from base 4412 to 5437 and encodes 341 amino acids. The record is from RefSeq and is a predicted model, not a curated record. Gene Ontology annotation, biological process: SCF-dependent proteasomal ubiquitin-dependent protein catabolic process. Gene Ontology annotation, cellular component: SCF ubiquitin ligase complex. NCBI's taxonomy places the organism in Eukaryota, Metazoa, Chordata, Mammalia, Primates, Hominidae.